This is a messenger RNA of Erythranthe guttata (spotted monkey flower), 1241 nucleotides long. NCBI's taxonomy places the organism in Eukaryota, Viridiplantae, Streptophyta, Magnoliopsida, Lamiales, Phrymaceae. The record is from RefSeq and is a predicted model, not a curated record.
UUGUCGAUUUUCGUCGUCGCUCAGGAGCGAAGAUAUGAUUUGUAAGAUGUGGAAGAUGUUGAUUUCGUCGUUUGGUGGUGAAUCGAGACCACUAAUUAUUCGCUAUUAUUGUCACGAACAUCUGAGGGUUUCCAUUAUCGAUGGGAAUUCUGAAAAAGAGUGUCGGUCGAGGGCCCUCGAGUCGGUAAAGUUUGGUUAUGUUGUUGGUUCUUGCAAUGGAUUAAUCUUGCUGUCAAAAACGGGUAUGGAUCUCUAUGAUAGGGAAAACCGGUGGAAUAAACAUGUUGUUUUGAAUCCUAAUUCCAAAAAUAGAGGAGUCACAAUAAUCAAUGGUCCUUCCGGGGGAGGUACUUUGUGCGGGUUUUUCUUCCAUCCUAAGGCAAAAGAAUGUAGAAUUCUUAGUGUAAGACAAUCUAACAACAAUCAGUUUGAGUAUCAUCUUUACCUAUUUGGAGAAAAGAGAUGGAGAAGUACUAAGAAGCCGUAUUUUUCUUACCGACCGGAUAUUCGGCAAAGGUCGUUGAACUUUGAAACAAGGAUUGAUGACCGUCCAGCUAUUGCGAAUGAUGCGCUUCAUUGGUGCAUCAGUAUGGUUGGUGAAAUCAUGGUGUUUAACAUGGUUACUGAAGAUUUCUCGACCAAACCCUGUCCUGUCGUCGUUGACAAAGGAGGCUGCCAUUUGCAACAUCUUUCGGUGAAAGACAACCAAUUGUGUUUUUGCUAUGUGGAUCGUAAAGAUCAAUCCAUGGACAUCUGGAUUCUCGAGAAUUAUACAAAGUGGUCUUGGGUUAGAAAGUAUGUUGUUCAUCUUGAUUGGGACCUCAACAAGUAUGCACCGGGAGAAAACUUUCUGACUGCGGAUUUCUUCCUUGGUGUAAAAGUUAUUUGCAUUCAAAAUAAUGAGUUGGUGUUGUUCUGGGUACAUAGAGGAAUGUUUUCCUAUCGUUUAGACAAAAAUACAGUUAAGAGAAUUCGAUUGAGAAAGUCUCAUAUGGAUUCGCUAAUGCGAGAUUAUGAUUGGUUAUGUGGCUUUCAGGCUUAUCAUCCAUUCCAAUCAAUCAAUGAACGUGAGUCUAAGCGGGAGAUAGUCUAAGUGGGAGAUAAGUGGGAGAUUGUUAACAUAGUAGACUAAAAGUCUUGCUGUUAUCUAUGAGUAAUUUAUUUUGAAUAAAGUUUAUUCAUUUAAAUCAUUUGCUGUUAUCUAUGAGUAAUUUAUUUUGAAUAAAGUUUAUUCAUUUAAA